GCCAGUUCCAGCUUGUAGUAGCGCUACGCACGCUGCACGUAGGAGGCUCGCGUUCCUGCUCUGGUGGUGGGAUGGCGAUGGUAACGGCCGCCGCCGAGCCGCAGCCGCGCGCGGCGCUGUCCCUGCUGCUGCUGCUCCUGGCCUUGCUCCUGGUGGUGCUGGGCGGCGCCGAGGCGCAGCAGCAGACGUGCGCGGGGCAGCUGAGCGGGCUAGCCCCCUGCGCGCGCUACAGCGUGCCGCCGGCGCCGGGGCAGGCGCCCCCGGCGCCCGGGCCGGAGUGCUGCUCCGCGCUGGGGGCCGUGUCCAGGGACUGCGCCUGCGAGACGUUCGGCAUCAUCAACAGCCUGCCGGCCAAGUGCGGCCUCCCACCAGUCAGCUGCCGCUAGUGAUGUCCAGUAGUGCGCCACCGUUCACCAGAUGAAGGUGAAGACCGCCGCAAGGGCAAAGAAGAAGAAGAAGAAGAAUAAAAGAUCGUCUCUGAUGGAUGGUCAUCUAGAGAUUCUAGAUUGAGCUGCUGCUAUCGGGCGCAGGGCUCUUGUUGACAUCAACCGUUUUUCCUUCUCCUCUUUUUUUUUUAUUCACGUCCUUUCAGCUUGUCCUGUCUGCUGGUCUCAUCAGUGAAUGUUAAGCAAACGCUGACAGCCGUUCGAUACA
This is a messenger RNA of Setaria italica (foxtail millet), 654 nucleotides long. RefSeq names its product anther-specific protein MZm3-3. The record is from RefSeq and is a predicted model, not a curated record. Lineage: Eukaryota; Viridiplantae; Streptophyta; Magnoliopsida; Poales; Poaceae. The transcript has 2 exons. The coding region runs from base 72 to 386 and encodes 104 amino acids.